CCAGGCACCGAGGGCUCACAGGGCCGUGCCUGCGACCACUAUGGCAUCUACCACACCAGCCCCACGCUGGGCAGCCUGGCCAAGCCAGUGGUGCUCUGGACCCAGCAGGAUGUGUGCAAAUGGCUGAAGAAGCACUGCCCCCAUAACUAUCUCAUCUACGUCGAGGCAUUCUCCCACCAUGCCAUCACAGGUCGGGCGCUGCUGCGGCUGAACGGGGAGAAGCUGCAGCGCAUGGGCAUUGCUCACGAGGCGCAGCGGCAGGAGGUCCUGCAGCAGGUCCUGCAGCUCCAGGUGCGUGAGGAGGUCCGAAACCUGCAGCUGCUCAGCCAAGCUUCUUUUGGAAAUGUCUCCUAG
Mesitornis unicolor (brown roatelo) is the source of this 354-nucleotide messenger RNA. RefSeq names its product sterile alpha motif domain containing 10 (gene SAMD10). The annotation marks the transcript as partial. Gene Ontology annotation, molecular function: protein binding. Gene Ontology annotation, biological process: cell surface receptor protein tyrosine kinase signaling pathway. The transcript has 4 exons. Gene Ontology annotation, cellular component: cytoplasmic side of plasma membrane. NCBI's taxonomy places the organism in Eukaryota, Metazoa, Chordata, Aves, Mesitornithiformes, Mesitornithidae. The record is from RefSeq and is a predicted model, not a curated record.